GUGGCAUAAACCUAACCUAACCUAAUAUUAUAGUUUAUCUGUCAAGAACGUGUAGUUUUAUAAAUUUAAAAUAAACUAUAAAGUAAUUUUUAAUUAAAAUUAUGUCUCGUUUAAUUGUUAAGAAUUUACCAAAAAAUGUAACAGAAGAGGCAUUGCGAGAAUUAUUUGGUCAAAAAGGCACUGUCACAGAUGUACAACUUAAAUACACUCCUGAAGGAAAAUUUAGGAGAUUUGGAUUCAUUGGAUAUCAAAAUGAGAGUGAAGCUGAAGAAGCCAUUGCGUCAUUGAAUAACACUUUUCUUAAAACAAGUAAAAUCUCUGUGGAGAAUUGUACAGUGUUGGGUGAUGAGAAAAAACCUAAAGCUUGGAGUAAGUAUGCCCCAGACAGCAAAGCAUUUAAAAAAGCACAUAAAAUAGACAACAUCCCUGAGGUAGAGGUUAAAGAAAUACCAAACAAGAAACAAGAAAAGAAUGAAACUGUGCAGUUAUUAGAGAGGUACAAGGACGAUGCAACAUUUGAGGAAUUUUUACAAGUACAUGCUCCAAAAGAAGUUGAAAAACUUCAUAAUUUAGGGAACAGUUCAGAAAAUGAAGAUAGUGCAAUAGACUCAGGCGAAGGAAAUGAAUCUGAUCACUCAGAAAAAGAAGCUGAUGAGCAAGAAAUAAAUAAAUUUGCUAAUGAACAAAUUUCUGACUUGGAAUAUAUGAAAAAACUUAUGAAAACAACUGGAGAUGUUCCAGAAAGGAAACCUCGACAGAAAAUGGAAAAAAAAGUUAAAGAGAAAAUAAAUCUAUUUACAGUUAAGUUGAAAGAUUUGCCAUACAAUACUAGGAAAAAAGACAUUAAAAAGUUUUUUAAACCAAUUACUCCUUAUAGUAUUAGAAUACCAAGAAAUGUGCAUGGGUUCGCUUAUGUUGGUUUUAAAACAGAAAAACUGUUUAACAAAGCUCUAAUCAAGGAUAGAAGUUUUAUAAAUGGCAAGAGAAUAUCUGUGAUAAAAUAUAUCACAAACACUGAGAGCGGUAAAGAGGAAAAUGAGAAAAAUAAUAAUCCCUUAAAAAGUAAAUGGAAAAACCAAGAAGAAGCUUUAAAGAACGAGGAGAAUAUUGCUGAAUCUGGAAAAAUAUUUAUUAGGAAUUUAGCUUACACUACUACCGAGGAAGAUAUUGAAGGUUUAUUUUCAAAAUAUGGACCAUUAACAGAAGUUAAUUUACCUGUGGAUUCGGCGACCAGAAAAAUGAAAGGAUUUGGUACUAUAACAUUUUUAAUGCCAGAACAUGCAGUUAAAGCUUAUUCGGAACUAGAUGGAACUAUUUUGCACGGGAGAAUGGUUCAUCUUUUACCGGGGAAAAGCAAAGAUACAACUGAAGAAAAUAAUUUAGAAGAAUCUUCAAAUUUUAAGAAGAAGAAGUCGGCCAAACAAAAAGCAGAAGCCGGUUCUUCCCACAACUGGAAUUCGUUGUUCCUAGGACAUGACGCUGUUGCCGACGUGAUUGCGGAUACGUACGGAACCACUAAGGAAGCUGUGAUCGGCCCAGAAGGGAAGGGUAGUGCCGCUGUUAGACUGGCUCUAGGAGAAACGCAAAUUGUUGCUCAAACUAGGAAAUAUUUGGAGCAGGAAGGUGUCAUUUUAGACGCUUUUAAUAAUGUCGGUGCGAAAAGAUCUAAAACGAUAAUACUGGUAAAAAAUUUACCAUCUAGGACUGAAGGCAAGGAAAUUAUGGAUAUUUUUAAGAAGCACGGAGAAAUAGGAAGGAUAAUUUUACCUCCAAGUGGAAUAACAGCCAUCGUAGAAUUUCUUGAUCCGUCCGAAGCAAGGAAAGCUUUUACCAAAUUAGCCUAUUCAAAAUUUAAAAACAUGCCGCUGUAUUUGGAGUGGGCGCCAGAAAAUAGUUUGGUGGCGGGUAGGCAUAAAGAGAUCAAAGAAGAAAGCGAUAAACCAAUUGAAGACGUACAGGAAUCGACCGUAGAGCAGGGUGUGGAAAAUGAAGAAGAUGAAGAUGAAGAACCCGAACCUGAUACCACGUUAUUUGUGAAAAAUUUAAAUUUUAAAACCACGGAUGAGGGACUGAGGAAGCAUUUCGAGCCAUGUGGUAAGAUCAAUUACGCAAAUGUGGCGACCAAGAAGGAUCCCAGCGAUCCUAACAACAAACUCUCCAUGGGCUACGGGUUCGUGCGGUACAUGCAUAAAGUCGGUGCCGAUAAGGCAUUAAAAACGUUGCAGCAGAGCGUUUUAGAUGGGAAAUCUCUAGAACUGAAACGUUCGGAAAGGACUUUGAAGAGUGAAGUUAAAAGCACCAGAAAAGCUGUUAAAAGCGUGAAACAAACGGGUACAAAAAUAUUAGUUAGAAACGUUCCUUUCCAGGCGACGAAGAAAGAGAUUCAAGAACUCUUCAGUACUUUUGGAGAAAUCAAAGCAUUGCGGUUGCCGAAGAAAAUGGAUGCAAGUUCGGGUUCGCAUCGUGGUUUCGCCUUUAUUGAUUUCACUACAGGUUCUGAGGCUAAGGCUGCAUUCGAAGCGUUGAGUCAAAGUACACAUUUGUACGGUCGACGUUUGGUAUUGGAAUGGGCGUCAAGCGAGGAAGGUGUACAGGAAAUAAGAAAACGAACGGCAGAUCAUUUCAAGCCGGCAGAAGAAGUAAAGUCCAAAAAAAGUGUUUUUAACAUAGAAUAAGGAAAUUGUUUUUAUUAAAUUUAUUUUAAAUCAAAA
Messenger RNA from Anoplophora glabripennis (Asian longhorned beetle), 2711 nucleotides. RefSeq names its product probable RNA-binding protein 19. The transcript has 14 exons. Gene Ontology annotation, cellular component: cytoplasm; nucleus; ribonucleoprotein complex. Gene Ontology annotation, molecular function: mRNA binding. The record is from RefSeq and is a predicted model, not a curated record. The coding region runs from base 102 to 2675 and encodes 857 amino acids. Lineage: Eukaryota; Metazoa; Arthropoda; Insecta; Coleoptera; Cerambycidae.